Messenger RNA from Fusarium verticillioides 7600, 654 nucleotides. RefSeq lists its product as hypothetical. The record is from RefSeq and is a predicted model, not a curated record. Bases 403 to 618 code for a protein of 71 amino acids. Lineage: Eukaryota; Fungi; Ascomycota; Sordariomycetes; Hypocreales; Nectriaceae. The transcript has 4 exons.
GCAAAAUCCUCUGGUCAACUGUAUUUUUCUUGUUCUUCAUUAUUGCAUGGCUUCGACAAGUCCUUAUGUUGGAGAUCCUACCUAUUCUGUAUCGAUCAAGAGACUCAGACGGGAGAAGCCAAGUUCUGUAUAACGGCAUCUCAAGCUGUCACACGUCUCAGAAAUGAGGGGAGUGAAUCGACAGGACUUGCAGUCUUGUGAUAGUGCUAGGCCGCUAGAAAUCGAAGAUUCUGAUUCGAAAGACUGAUCCGCAAAUUCUGAAGCUGCCGAAGCCACUGGCCUUGUGCCUAUCAACGAGCUCCCUCCGAGACGGAAAGUCGUCUGGGUUUGGGUGUGCUGCCAAUGCGGAACAAGUGGGAUGAAGGUUAGCGUUGACCCUUGUCCCUGUUGCGGUAACUAUAGAUGUCCAAACUGCGCGACCAGACGGUUUGGUUAAGGCGAAUAUUAAAGCCACUGGCAAAGCUCGCCAGAGUGAGGGAGCUCGGUAGAGAUGGUGAUGGUGGCUCAUCGUGGAAAAGUUGGGGAGUUGUUUGUAAGAUAUAUGUUUCGGACGCUAAGGUGGUUAUCCUAAUUUGUGUGGGGCCCCGGGUUAUGGAAAACGUUAGAGAUAGAGAUUAGACUGUAACAAUACCUACCUACCUUCCAACCUGCUCG